UUUCAAAUAAAAUGCAAUAAAACCUUCGCCUCAGUAAUUGGUUAGGCUUCCAAUUUCUAAAUUAACUUUCUCGAUUGCAGUGUUUUUUCUAUACCUCUUCAAUCAACAUCAACCUCUUAAAGUUUGCUCCCUUUCUACUUUCAUCCAUUACUAAGUAAACUCGUAUUAUGGCCGACGAGGAGGAUCCAUGGGGUUUCGAUGAAGGAGAUAGUGAGCCAGCUCCCGCUGCCCCUGCUGCCGCUGCCGGUGCCGAUGCACCUGCAGCUGCUACUCCAGCCGCAGGUGACGGUGAGACUAGUGCACCAGCUGAGGGUGAAGCCGCAGUAGAAGAAGCUGCCGCAGAGGAAGCGGCACCACCGCCACCACCGCCAGAAGACGAUGGCUACCGAAAGCCAGUACAAUUAUAUCGUCACUGGGUUAGACCACAAUUCUUGCAGUAUAAAUACAUGUACAACUACAGAACAAAUUACUAUGAUGACGUUAUUGAUUACUUGGAUAAGAAACAAGUUGGCGUUCCAAGGGAAAUACCACGCGCACAGACUUGGGCUGAACGUGUCUUAAGAACAAACAACGCUAGUGGACGGGACCUUGAUUCAUACAUAUCUACAAGCAAACGGGACAAGCAUCUCGUUCAAACUCUGGCUGCCUCGAUUCGUACUCAUAAUUAUCACACCAAAGCUUAUAUAAAUCAAAAAUAUGCAAAUGUUCUUUAAAUAAAAACAAUAACUAUCUAUAAAAUAUGAAUAACAACUAAAACAACUAAAAAGUUAGUUAAAAUUUUAGUACAAUUUAAUUUUAAGGUGAUGAUUAUCUAAAAUACGUUACAAUAAAGUGGGAGCUUGUCGCUAUAAUAUUCUUUUGAUA
Messenger RNA from Ceratitis capitata (Mediterranean fruit fly), 864 nucleotides. It is a transcript of the gene fln, whose product is annotated as flightin. NCBI's taxonomy places the organism in Eukaryota, Metazoa, Arthropoda, Insecta, Diptera, Tephritidae. The record is from RefSeq and is a predicted model, not a curated record. Bases 168 to 713 code for a protein of 181 amino acids. The transcript has 4 exons.